UGUGUCGUACACAACACAGUUUGAGAAGCUGUUCACAUGUUUUGUAUUACACGUUUCUUAUAUAUGAAAGAAUUUAAUGGUAGAAUUAUUUAAUGUAUUGAGUUUAGUUUUUGUGUCGUUAGCAACGAUGAACUGCGGAAUGACGAUAGACGACAUUUCUUCUUUGAGGCAAAACCAUGUCUAUAUUAGAGAUGAAGUUACACUUUUGAAAAUAAUAAGAAAAUUUGUACAAGAUGGUACAAGUAAUCUGCAAAUAGUUACAGAUUUUGAUUUGACUCUCACAAAGCAACACAUAGAUGGAAAACAUGCGUUAAGUAGUUUUGGUAUGUUUAGAAAAUGUAAGCAGUUGCCGGAAGAAUACUUAGAGGAGGCCAAGCAUCUGUACGACAAGUACAGACCUAUGGAAAUAGAUCCACAUCUGUCUUUGCACGAAAAAUCAAUUGCUAUGUCAGAAUGGAUGCAAGCUGCAUCUAAUUUAUUGAAAGGUUUUGAGUUUGAUUCUAAUGAAAUAAAGGAAGUUGCUCGAACAUUUGACAACAUUUUGCGCGACGGUACAACAGAGAUGUUUGAAAAAUUGUACAACGUAAACGUACCAGUUAUAGUGUUUAGUGCUGGUUUGGGAGACAUGGUGGAGGCUGUGUUGAGGUACCACAAUGCACUCUUCGAUAAUGUAAAAGUAAUCUCCAACUUUCUCAAGUAUAAUGGAAAACAAUUGGAUGGAUUUAAGAACGACGUAAUGAUACACGCAUACAACAAAAAUAAAUGCGCAGUAGCGGAAGAUUCCUUAAAAGUGUUAGGAAGCAACAGACAGAAUGUUCUCUUAAUGGGUGAUACAACGGGAGACGCGGAUAUGAUAGAAGAAAUAGAGAAUAGGACAGACAAAACAGUCUUGAAAAUAGGAUUUCUUUACGAACAUGUGGAAGCCAGUUUAGAAGCAUUCAUGAAAAAGUUUGAUAUUGUUCUUGUUGAUGAUCAGACGAUGCGAGUGCCGAUGGAGAUUUUGCAACUUAUCUUGUAAUAUUUGUGUGGAGAUGAAUAUUUUUUUUUCACAUUUUUGUAUGUGCACUCUUUUGUUUGAUUGCACGAAACAAAAAUACGGAAAUAGGAAUGCAUAAUAAAUGGUUCUGUGAUUUUUCACAACACAUAUGCAUAAUUACAUUUGUGCGUAUGUGAUUAUUUAAUUCUCAGAAUUCGGGAAUCUUGCGAUCACAGUAUUGAAAGAUUAUUGUAAGAAAUGCAUUUGUCUUACUGUAUUAUUAAAUAGUGUGGCAGAGCUUA
Molecule: messenger RNA, 1278 nt
Organism: Pseudomyrmex gracilis
Lineage: Eukaryota; Metazoa; Arthropoda; Insecta; Hymenoptera; Formicidae
Gene: cN-IIIB
Product: 7-methylguanosine phosphate-specific 5'-nucleotidase
Exons: 5
Coding region: 77-1018 (313 amino acids)
Cellular component (GO): cytoplasm
Molecular function (GO): magnesium ion binding; 5'-nucleotidase activity
Source: RefSeq, a predicted model, not a curated record